AUGGAGUGCGCCAACGUUUUCCCGGUGGAACUGGUGGUGAUCGAUGAUCUCCCCUCUGUACCCCAACCACCAGCAGCCCAGCGUCGAAACAACCUUGACCGAGACUGCACUGGAAAAGCUGCAAACACAAUGAAACGAUCGUUUAUUCUGCUGAUGUUGGUCCUUGGAUCCACUGAAGCCAACAGAUGCACGGACGUGGAUGGGGUCCUCAAGCAGAUCGACGCAGGGAACGGGAUGGUGUUCGGAGUCAAUGCCAGCGGCUCCGUCUACGCCCGCGCCGGGAACUCCUGGAUCCUGUUCCCCGGGAACCUCAAGCACGUGACGGUGGGGCCAGCGGGGGUCUGGGGAAUCGGUCAGAACAUGGACGUCUACCAGCUGGUCGCCGGGACCUGGUUCCCCGUCACCAGCGAGCGGCUGGUUCAGGUGGACGCGGGGGGAGAGCGGUUUGUGGCGGGAGUCGACCGGUUCGGCUCCACCCUGUGCCUGAGCCAGGAGGAGCUGGGCCAGGUAGGCCGCAACCGCAGCCUGAACUUCCGCAGCGUGGGCAGCCGGAUGCGGUACCUCUCCUGCGGCCCCCUCGGGUGCUGGGGGGUCACCCUGGCCAAGGACGUGUACUACCGCCUCAAUGUCCGCCCCUCCGCCUGCCUCGGGACCAGCUGGGCGCGCGUCUUCGGAAAGUUCCAGAUGAUCGAGGUCGCCACGGACGGUCACGUCUUCGGGGUCAGCAUCACCAAGCAGCUCUACAUGAGGAAGGGCAUCACCGCAGACAAACCGACAGGCUGGGGCUGGACGAAGGUCCAGAUCGGGAACCUGCGCUUCCGGCACGUGUCCUGGGACCUGGGACACCUCUGGCUGCUGAGAGACAACGGCCUCGUCGUCCGCUGUUCCCACACCGACAACAGCUGA
Messenger RNA from Pristis pectinata (smalltooth sawfish), 906 nucleotides. Its product is annotated as fish-egg lectin-like. The transcript is spliced from 5 exons. NCBI's taxonomy places the organism in Eukaryota, Metazoa, Chordata, Chondrichthyes, Rhinopristiformes, Pristidae. The coding region runs from base 1 to 906 and encodes 301 amino acids. The record is from RefSeq and is a predicted model, not a curated record.